This is a messenger RNA of Trichosurus vulpecula (common brushtail), 2413 nucleotides long. Its product is annotated as DNA topoisomerase 2-binding protein 1-like. Bases 194 to 2398 code for a protein of 734 amino acids. Gene Ontology annotation, biological process: DNA replication initiation; mitotic DNA replication checkpoint signaling; mitotic G2 DNA damage checkpoint signaling. The record is from RefSeq and is a predicted model, not a curated record. Lineage: Eukaryota; Metazoa; Chordata; Mammalia; Diprotodontia; Phalangeridae. The transcript has 15 exons.
CUCAGGACGUCGAGGCGCCAGGGUGGUGAGCGAAGGUAAAGAAAAGCCGGGGAGCCUCAGCGACCUGCCCAGGACCUCGCAAGGACCAGCAAAGGAGGGCUUGGAACCUUUGUCAAUAAGUGACCUUUCCUAACUUCUGACUUUCCAGUUCUGACCUUCCUGUUGCCGUGGUACACACCCCAGAUGUCAAAAAAUGUCUGGAAAAGACAGAAUUCCGUGUGUAAAGUUUCUGAAGGCCCGGGGAAACUCUGAACUUUUUUUUGCAGCUUUUGGGUCUAUGAAAGAAUACCUGUCAGAAGGAUAUCUUCAAGCUCUUACAGAAGAACAGGCAUUGAACAUAAAAGAGAAUGACAAAUCACUUUAUAUCUGUGAACCAUUUAGUGGCAUUGCCUUUGAUCAUCUCCAAAAGCUUGGCUGUAGAAUUGUGGGCCCACAAGUAAUUAUAUUUUGCAUAUAUCACCGACGAUGUAUCCCAAAAUCAGAGUACCCAGUUUACAAUAUGAUUAUGGCAGAUAUAAUUAUUUCUUGUACAAGCCUUGACAAAGAAAUAAAGAAAGAUAUCCAUAAACAUGUACAAAUGAUGGGUGGACAAUUUUGCAGAGAUUUGAAUAUGUCAGUAACUCACCUUAUUGCUGGAGAAGUCGGCAGCCAAAAAUAUUUAGUGGCUGCAAGCCUAGGGAAACCUAUUAUGCUUCCUACUUGGAUAAAAGAGCUGUGGAAGAAAUCACGAGAGAACUCUAUGACACAAUGUAAAGACAUAAAUAUGGAAGCCUUCAAGUGCCCUUUAUUUUUUGGCUGUAUAAUCUGUGUGAGUGGUUUAUGUACUCUGGAAAGAAGGACAAUUCAGCAACUCACAACUAAACAUGGAGGUCACUAUAUGGGACAUCUGCAAAUGCAUGAAUGCACACACCUCAUUGUUCGAGAACCAAAAGGUCAGAAAUAUGAACAUGCCAAAAGAUGGAAUAUACACUGUGUGACAGUUGAGUGGUUUUAUCACAGUAUUGAAAAGGGCUUCUGUCAAGAUGAAGCUAUGUACAAGACAGAGUCUAUAUUAAAAACAAAGAGUGAGCCAUGUAUUUCAACUGUUCUGCGCCAGAACAAGGAAGCUAGUGGUAAGUAUACUCUUUCAGGUGUCUGUCACAUUUCUAACAUCUAUUCAGGUAACACUAAUAAAUCUACACAUGAUUCAGUUCUGAACAACAACUUGGUGUCUCUACUUGAGAAUCUACAAAAUCUGGAUAUCAGUGCAUUUCAAGCACCUUUGGAUUUACUGGGCGGCUGUCGGAUAUACCUUUGUGGGUUCCAUGACAGAAAGUUAGAGCAAGAUAAGCUAAGAAGACUUAUUAAUUGUGGUGGUGGAAUUUGCUUUAAUCAGCUCAGUGAUGAUGUGACACAUGUUAUUGUUGGAGAUUAUGAUGAGGAGUUAAAACAGUUUUGGACUAAAUCAACACACAGGCCUCGUGUAGUGGGAACAAAAUGGUUACUGGAGUGUUUUAGUAAAGGUUAUCUGCUGUCUGAGGAGCAAUACAUCCAGUUGAAUUACCAGCCAUUGCAGAUAUCCAUAGCAGAACAACCAAGAAUAAAAAGGAAAAACAGUUUUUCUGAGAUAGAAUUUGCAGAUGCUGAGAAGUAUCAGCAAGCUGAUGAAGAGUUACUCUCUCAAAAUGACAAUGAUGACAUGAUAGUAGAUGAUGAUGAGAUGUCUGGAGCUGGGGUCUAUAAUGAUCCCUCUCAUAUUACUGUACAAAUGGAGAAUCAGUCUUCCUUUGGCCACAACUCACUGCCUGACACUACUACAAUUAUUGAAGGUUUAUUUAGCCAGAAGAAUUUCCUUGUUGUAGGUUUUAGUGAAGAAGAUGAAUCUUUCAUUGCCAAUGUUAUUAAAGAACAUGCUGGAAAAAUAUUGCCCCUCCAAAGCAGUACCAUUGCCGACUAUGUCGUCGUUCCUUUGCUGGGGUGUGAAGUGGAGUCAGCUGUAGGAGAAGUUGUUACAAACACAUGGCUGAUUACUUGUAUUGAACAACAAAAUCUUUUUGACCCAAAGUCAAAUCCACUCUUCACACCAGUACCAGUAUUGGAGGGAAGUGGUACUCCUUUAGAAAAUUGUGUUCUUUCAUUCAGCCAGUUUAUUGGAGCAGAGAAAGAUUCCUUGGCAUGCUUAGCAAGCCUGCUUGGAGCAAGAGUUCAGGAAUUUUUUGUGUGCCAAGACAGUGCAAAGAAUGACCUGCUUGCCAGUACCCAUCUUAUAGUGAAACAACCAGCUUCUUCUAAAUAUCAGGCUGCACAGAAGUGGGGAUCACCUGCAGUGUCUAUGCAUUGGAUAUUGGAGACUGCUAAGUUGGGGAAGAGAGCUGACGAAUGCAAGUUUCUGGUUGGAAAUCUGCCCAAACAAGAGUGAUACUACUUUAUACAG